Zophobas morio is the source of this 927-nucleotide messenger RNA. RefSeq lists its product as uncharacterized. Gene Ontology annotation, cellular component: protein folding chaperone complex. The record is from RefSeq and is a predicted model, not a curated record. NCBI's taxonomy places the organism in Eukaryota, Metazoa, Arthropoda, Insecta, Coleoptera, Tenebrionidae. The coding region runs from base 70 to 927 and encodes 285 amino acids. The transcript is spliced from 8 exons. Gene Ontology annotation, molecular function: protein binding.
UCUGAGCAACAAUUGUAUGAUUUAAGCAGUGAAGAGCUUAAGUUAAAGGGAAACGAGCAUUACAAAAAAAUGGAAUUUUUAGAGGCCUUGUCUUUUUAUGAAUUUGCCAUUCAGAAAGAUCCCACAAAUGCCAUAUUCUGGGCUAAUAAAGCCAUGGCUAACUUGAAGCUUAAACGAUUCACCGAGACCAUAAGUGAUUGUUCAAUGGCACUGAAGUUGAAGCCAAACUACACUAAAGCAUACGCCAGACGCGCCUCCGCUUAUUUGGAAACUGGUUGCUUCCAGUCAGCUAUCCAAGAUGUAAGGGCAGUACUUCUAGUUGAACCUAACAACAAAGUGGCCAAACAAUUGCUUAAACAAUGUCAGUCUCAAAUUCAUAAAUUUUCUGAAUCCGAUAAUAGAAGUCUUAAAGAAUCAGUCCCUAAUUCUUGUAGUAAAGGCUUAGCAGUUAAUCCUAUCGACGGCCCUCUCACUGACAGCGUCUCGCACCCUGAGCCGCUGGCUUCUAGUUCUACUUUGUCUUCCACAAUCACUGUGCCUGAAUCCGUGCCAGCCGAAGCUCCUGCAAAUGCCUUUGAAUUUCAAAAAAUGUGGGCUCAUUUAAGUCGCUCUCGAGAUCUCACUUCACUUCACCAAUUCUUUAAACUUAUAGACCCUGAGAAGUACCCGAUAUUGAUUUCUAAUGGGCUCACAGGCGACAUGCUGUCUAGCAUCGUAGAAAUACUAUACUCUUUUUUUGAGAGAAGUGAUUCGACGAUAGGCAAAAUGUUACGGUCUUUGUCUAAAGUUAAACGCUUUUCCAUAGUUGUGAACUUUUUAAGAGAAGAUUCGAAUAAAAAGUUGGUUGCGAUCUUAGACGAAAUGGAAAAAUCAAAUGCCCUUAGUUUAGAAGAAAAAAGGGAGUUAUGCAAACUGUACAAAAUUUAA